AUGGCUGAAUGUGUGUGUACGUGCUAUGGUGCAGGGCUCAAGCCAAAGGGCUACGAGGGCAUGUUCAACACGGUGCGGACGGAGGUGAAACAGCUGAAGGAGCAGGGCACCUGGGAGGAGCCGACAGAUGACAUGCGGCAGAAGGCCGACAAGGAAGCCAGGGAGAAGGCCUUGGCAAUCUUUGGGCGCAUCAAGCAGAAGGCGGGUUUCGUGGACAAGAAGAAGGAUGACACAGAGCAGGGCGGCAAUGCAGCUGCCGCCGAAACACCAGCUGGUGCCGAAGAGGUAGCCCCUGUCCAAGUUCCACGACAGCAAGAGCAGCAGAACCCCGCCAACCCGCCGACCAGUGAUGAGGGUGACGGGACAGCUGCAGAGAUGGGUGAGAACCCCACUACGGAGGAGGGAGAGGUGGUGGAACGAAAGAAUCCCCGUGGCAGGAAGCCGGCAGGAAGCCGACAAUCAGCUGGCUGUAGGAAGCGAAAGGAACCACCCCCAGCUGAGGCUGGUGCAGAGCAGGCAAAGACCAGCCGCCGCCGUCGAGGGUCAGCUGAUCCACGGAUAGGCAGUGGGCCACAGGUGGCCCAGCCGCAGCCUGUGUUCACCACCACUAAGGGGCAGCAACUCUGCUCUCCCAUGGCUACUUUGGGCUUGAGCAUCAUCAUCAGAGGGCUUGCUCCAUAG
Molecule: messenger RNA, 681 nt
Organism: Volvox carteri f. nagariensis
Lineage: Eukaryota; Viridiplantae; Chlorophyta; Chlorophyceae; Chlamydomonadales; Volvocaceae
Exons: 3
Coding region: 1-681 (226 amino acids)
Source: RefSeq, a predicted model, not a curated record